CAUCCAUCCAUCCAUCCAUCCAUCUUCCUACACCCCAUCCAUCCAUCCAUCCAUCCAUCCAUCCAUCCAUCCAUCUUCCUACACCCCAUCCAUCCAUCCAUCCACCUUCCUACACCCCAUCCAUCCAUCCAUCCAUCCAUCCAUCUUCCUACACCCCAUCCAUCCAUCCAUCCAUCCAUCCAUCCAUCCAUCCAUCCAUGCAUCCAUCCAUCCAUCCAUCUUCCUACACCCCAUCCAUCCAUCCAUCCAUCCAUCCAUCCAUCC
Molecule: messenger RNA, 264 nt
Organism: Mauremys reevesii (Reeves's turtle)
Lineage: Eukaryota; Metazoa; Chordata; Testudines; Geoemydidae
Product: guanine nucleotide exchange factor subunit RIC1-like
Exons: 2
Source: RefSeq, a predicted model, not a curated record